AAUGAUAAGUGAUACGGAUAGUGGAUGUGCGGUUGAAGAGUAUUCUUGGAUUCCACCCGGAUUAACGUCCUCACGAAUUCGACAGUAUAUGAAUUCCCUUCCAGAAGAUAAAAUUCCCUACGUAAAUAGUGUAGGAGAAAAAUAUCGAAUCCGUCAACUACUCUUCCAACUUCCUCCUCACGACAACGCAGCAAGAUAUUGUCAUUCUCUAAGCGCCUAUGAAAAGAAGGAGCUCGACGAGUUCUGCGUUAAAAGAAAAAAUGAAUCUCUGGGCAGAGGUCGUUUACAUGUUCAGGGGAUACCAGCAAAGUGUUUCAAAUGUUUAGACAAUAUAGCAAGGGGUCAGAUAGCUGUGCUUUCUUCCAGAGCUGGUCCAAAUAGUUGUUGGCAUCCUCGGUGUUUUACUUGUUCUACGUGCGGUGAACUUUUAGUUGAUUUAAUUUAUUUUUGGAACGACGGUUUGUUUUGUGGAAGACAUCAUGCUGAAAGUCUGAAACCUCGCUGUUCGGCAUGUGAUGAGAUUAUUUUUGAAGAAGAAUGCAUAGAAGCUGAGGGUAAAAGUUGGCAUCUAAGACACUUUGCUUGUUCUGCUUGCGGAAAGAGUCUUGGAGGUGAGGAAUACGCAACAAAGGACGAAGAACAAUUUUGUAGUGCUUGUUAUAGUGAAAAGUUUACUUGCGACGAAAAGAAGAGUGGAAUUUUAAAAAUAUCUUCCUCACCAGACUUGACAAAACGAUUGAAAAGCGUAAAAUUCAAUGUUCCUAUUCAAAGCUAUGAAUAUUCACCAGCAAAGAAUCUUGACGAUUCGUCAAUCUCUUCUAGUGAUAGUGAAUUUGAAUAUCAAACGUCAAAAAAACCAAUCAAACCUCCUUAUUUACAAAAACCUAAAAAUAACUGUAUCAUAUCAUAA
Dimorphilus gyrociliatus is the source of this 910-nucleotide messenger RNA. The record is from the annotation of a GenBank genome assembly. NCBI's taxonomy places the organism in Eukaryota, Metazoa, Annelida, Polychaeta, Dinophilidae.